Messenger RNA from Symbiodinium necroappetens, 5157 nucleotides. Lineage: Eukaryota; Dinophyceae; Suessiales; Symbiodiniaceae. The record is from the annotation of a GenBank genome assembly.
AUGCGCGACGCGCCAGGAAAAUGUCCGAUCUGCGGCAUGGACCUGAUCCCCGUUCGUCAGAACCAUUCAGCAACAGACGAAGAGCCUCGCCAGUUAACGGUAUCUUCAGCCCAGCGCGCGCUGAUGAGAAUCGAGACAGUCCCGGUUGAACGCCGGUUUCCGGUUGCCGAAUUACGCCUGGUUGGCAAGGUGGCUUAUGACGAAACCCGCCUGGCUUAUAUAACGGCGUGGGUACCCGGACGGAUAGAUGAUCUGCUGGUGGAUUACACCGGCGUUACCGUGCGGGAGGGUGACCAUAUGGUGCAGCUCUACAGCCCUGAACUGCUGUCUGCGCAGGAAGAACUGCUGCAGGCUCUCCAAGGGCUGGCAGAUCUGUCGAAAAGCAGCAUGAGUUCUUUGCGGAACUCGGCCAGCGGCACCGUGGACGCAGCGCGGGACAGGUUGCGUCUAUGGGGGCUCGGCGCUGAUCAGAUCAAGGAGAUUGAAGACAGCGGCAAGGCUUCGGAGCACGUCACCAUUAACUCCCCGGCCAGUGGUGUGGUCAUCCAUCGCAACGCUCAGGAAGGCAUGUACGUCGAAACCGGUACCCGGAUCUUCACCAUUGCGGACCUCGAUGCAGUCUGGGUUCAGCUGGACGCAUAUGAAUCAGACCUGCGUUGGUUACGCUACGGUCAGCACGUCGACUUCACCACCGAGGCCUACCCCGGAGAAACAUUCAACGGUGUUGUAUCGUUCAUCGAUCCGGUUUUGAACCCCACAACCCGUACCGUGAAAGUCCGCGUUAACGUGGAUAACAGAGAUGGGCGCCUUAAGCCUGAAAUGUUUGUGCGUGCUAAUGUGUCUGCGCAGUUUGCCGGCAGCGGCCGCAUGCUGGACAAAGAUAUGAUCGGUAAAUGGGUGUCGCCGAUGCAUCCCGAGGUCAUCAAAGACGCACCCGGCAAAUGUCCGAUCUGCGGCAUGGACCUGGUCCCGGCGGAAUCUCUCGGCUACGCAAAUGCAGCACCCUCCGAUGCCGUCGCCCCACUUGUGAUUCCCGCAACGGCCGCGUUGCUGACCGGCAAGCGUGCAGUGGUGUACGUCGAAGUGCCUGACACAGAUCGACCAACCUACGUUGGUCGCGAAGUGGUGCUGGGGCCACGUGCGGGCCCUGAUUAUGUUGUGGAAAGCGGGCUUGCUGAAGGUGAUCUGGUUGUGGUCUCCGGCAACUUCAAGAUUGAUAGCGCGCUUCAGAUCCAGGCCAAACCCAGCAUGAUGAAUCCUGCAGGCGGCGGUGGUGGCGGCAGCCACAACCACGGGGGCGGGCUGUUGCGAUUCUGCCUGGAGAGGAAACUGAUCAUCGGUCUGCUGCUGAUUGGUGUCAUUGGCUGGGGUAUCGCCGUUGCCCCUUUCUCCUGGGAUACCGGCAAUCUGCCGCGCAGCCCUGUUCCAGUUGAUGCCAUCCCGGACAUUGGUGAAAACCAGCAGAUUGUCUUUACCGAAUGGAUGGGGCGCUCGCCCCAAGACGUGGAAGACCAGAUCACCUAUCCGUUGACAGUGGCACUACUGGGUGUUCCCGGCGUGAAAACCGUUCGCAGCUAUUCAUUUUUCGGAUUUUCAACCAUCUAUAUCAUCUUCAAAGAAGACGUAGAGUUCUACUGGUCACGUAGCCGUGUCCUGGAGAAACUCAACUCGUUACCGCAGGGCACGGUACCGGAUGAUGUUCAGCCGGCACUUGGUCCGGACGCAACUGCGUUGGGCCAGGUCUACUGGUACACCCUGGAAGGCCUGGAUCCGGAGGGGAAUCCAACAGGCGGCUGGGGCCUGGAAGAGCUGCGCUCAAUUCAGGACUGGUACGUGCGCUAUGCCCUGUUGGGCGCCGAGGGGAUCAGCGAGGUGGGUUCCAUUGGUGGCUAUGUCGAGGAAUAUCAGAUCGAUGUGGACCCGGACGCCAUGCGCGCCUAUGGGGUCACACUUGAACAGGUCAUCAAAGCCACCCGUGCUUCCAAUCUGGAUGUAGGUGCCCGAACAAUUGAGGUCAAUGGCGCGGAAUAUGUCAUUCGAGGCCUGGGUUUUAUCGAGAGCAUUGAGGAUGUGGAAGAAAUUGCCGUUGGCGUCCGCGACAACGUGCCGAUCCACAUUCGGGACGUGGCUAAUGUGGCCAAAGGGCCGGCGCUGCGACGCGGCGCGCUGGAUAAAGGUGGUGCCGAGGCAGUGGGCGGCGUGGUGGUUGUGCGCUACGGCUUUAAUCCGCUGGCCGCCAUCAGCAAUACCAAAGAUAAAAUUGCCGAGAUUUCUCCUGGCCUGCCGGCAAAGGCGAUUGUCGAUUACAGGAAAACAAGCAAAGCACAACUCGGCCAGUUUGCAGCCACGGCCGGCAUCGCCGGGUUUAUUGACAACCAGCUCAACCAGGACGCCUGGGUCGCCUGGCUUCGCGCCAAUUCGCAAGCGACCUGGCCUGUUGGCGUCACGCUAUCGCAGGUCGCCAUUGUUCCAUUCUACGACCGUACAGACCUGAUCCACGAAACUUUAGGUACGUUGAACGAUGCGCUGACCGAAGAGAUUUUUAUCACGAUGAUUGUCAUCCUGAUCAUGGUGCUGCAUCUGCGCAGCUCGAUAUUGAUCAGUGCGCUGUUACCCGUUGCCGUUCUCAUGACCUUCAUCGCCAUGAAGCAGUUCGGCGUGUCAGCAAACAUUGUUGCGUUGUCGGGUAUCGCCAUCGCCAUUGGCACCAUGGUCGAUAUGGGCGUGAUUGUCUGCGAGAACAUUCUCAGGCAUAUGGAUGAAGCAGACGAUAGUGAACCGCCGCUGGAAGUUGUGUUCCGGGCUACCCGUGAGGUUGCCAGUGCGGUGCUGACAUCUGUUGCAACAACCGUUGUCAGCUUCCUGCCGGUCUUCACCAUGACCGGGGCUGAAGGCAAACUCUUCACCCCCCUGGCUUUCACCAAAACGUUUGCACUUGUCGCCGCCGUGAUCGUGGCGCUUACGGUUAUUCCGCCUGCGGCGCAGAUACUGUUUUCCGCGAAAAUCGACUCCUCCAAAUUGAAAGCGGCUUUUCAUGCAAGCCUUGUCCUUGCCGGUUUGCUAAUCGCAUUUUUCUUCAGCCCCCUGGCCGGGCUCCUGCUCAGCGCCUUUGGGUUGCUGCAGUUACUGGCCAAGCACCUGCCCGUAUGGCUGAGGCGCUCCGGCCCGGCUGCUGCGAGUCUGGUUGUGGCGGGGCUGGUAGCCAUUCUUCUGGCCGAGGAGUGGCUGCCUCUAGGACCAGGGCGCGGGCUGAUUGUGAAUCUGAUCUUUGUUGUGCUGUUGAUCGGUGGACUGCUGUUGUGCUUCCUGGCUUAUCAACGGGUCUACCCUCGCGUGCUGGCUUUCUGUUUGAAACGCAAAUUGGGCUUUCUCAGUGUGCCGGUGCUUGUCACGCUGAUUGGGGUCAUGGCCUGGUCAGGCUUCGACAAUAUGUUCCGGUUUGCACCGGAUGGGCUGCGCCAGACAGCAUUGUGGCAAGGGAUUGACAACACCUUUCCAGGGUUUGGCAAAGAGUUCAUGCCUGACCUGGAUGAAGGAUCCUUUCUCUACAUGCCUACAAUCAUGCCCCAUGCUUCAAUUGGUGAAGCCCAGGAUACGCUGCAGAUUCUCGACGAGGCGAUUGCCUCCAUCCCCGAGAUCAAAUCUGUGGUGGGCAAGCUCGGCCGGGCUGAUACACCCCUGGAUCCCGCACCUAUCUCCAUGUUCGAAACCAUCAUUAACUAUCAUCCGGAAUUCCGCACAGACGACAACGGCCGCAUUCUGCGAUUUGCAUACGACAAGCAGGCAAACGCCUUUGAACGCGAUGCAGCCGGCGGCCUGAUUGUUGACGAUAGUGGCCAGCCGUUCCGCAACUGGCGCGAACACAUCCACUCCACGGACGAUAUCUGGCAGGAAAUCAUCCAGGCCACGGAUCUGCCCGGAACAACUUCCGCGCCGAAACUGCAGCCCAUUGCAGCACGUAUUGUGAUGCUGCAAAGCGGAAUGCGCGCGCCGAUGGGUAUCAAAGUCAAAGGACCGGAUCUUGAGACAAUCGAACGUGUCGCCCUGCAGCUUGAGUCUCUGCUGAAAGAAGUGUCCAGUAUUGAAUCCGAUACCGUGACGGCUGACCGGCUGGUGGGUAAGCCGUAUCUGGAGAUCGAUUUAGAUCGCAAUGCGCUGGCGCGCUACGGACUGCACAUCGAAGAAGCGCAGCAGGUUAUUGAGGUCGCUGUGGGGGGUAAGCGCAUCACCAGUACAAUUGAGGGGCGCGAACGUUACCCGGUGCGGGUGCGGUACUUCCGUGAAUUGCGCGAUACACCCGAAGGCCUGGAAGAAAUUCUGGUACCCACCUCUACCGGCGCCCAGAUACCCCUUGGACAGCUGGCAGAAAUUCGUUACGUGCGUGGCCCACAGGCCAUCAAGAGUGAAGACACGUUUCUGGUGGGUUACGUUGUGUUCGAUAAACGCGCUGAAGCUGCAGAAGUGGAUGUGGUCGAAGACGCCCAGGCGUAUCUCAAGACAAAAAUCGACAGCGGAGAGUUCAUUCUGCCGGCGGGGGUAAGUUACACGUUUGCAGGUAAUUACGAAAAUCAGCUGCGCGCACAGCAGACUUUAUCUGUUGUAUUGCCGGUAGCCCUGUUAGUGAUUUUUCUGAUUCUUUACCUGCAGUUCUCUUCGGUGACCACCACCCUGAUUGUGUUCAGCGGUAUAGCCGUGGCCUGGUCAGGGGGUUUUCUGGUGAUCUGGUUAUACGGCACCAGCGGCUUUCUGCAUUUCUCAGUGCUUGGCGCAAAUAUGAGUGAGCUCUUUCAGGUCACUCCGAUAAACAUGAGCGUCGCAAUCUGGGUUGGGUUCCUGGCCCUGUUUGGUAUUGCCACGGAUAACGGUGUGGUGACAGCAACCUAUCUGGAUCAAACGCUCGCUAAAGCGGAGGCUAAUAAAAUCGACGACAUCAGGUCGCUGGUGGUGAAAGGCGCAACGCGUCGUAUACGCCCGGCAUUGAUGACAACCGCAACAACGCUGAUUGCGCUGAUACCGGUUUUAACCUCAGACGGCCGCGGUUCGGAUAUUAUGGUGCCGAUGGCUAUUCCGUCUUUUGGCGGCAUGCUGGUUGCCAUCAUCACCACGCUGCUGGUACCGGUUCUGUACUGUGCGGUGCAGGAAAUGCGCUUGAAGUGA